Messenger RNA from Nematostella vectensis (starlet sea anemone), 2439 nucleotides. Its product is annotated as carnitine O-acetyltransferase. Gene Ontology annotation, molecular function: acyltransferase activity. Lineage: Eukaryota; Metazoa; Cnidaria; Anthozoa; Actiniaria; Edwardsiidae. The coding region runs from base 200 to 2134 and encodes 644 amino acids. The record is from RefSeq and is a predicted model, not a curated record. The transcript has 12 exons.
UUAUUUUAUAGCAAUACAAGCAAAGCCCUCUGUUGAUAGUCUGCUUAGCAGCCGCUUUUAACUCUGUUGAUAGCUGUAGGUUUUUUGCCGCUCAAUUUUGGGAGACUGGAGCACACUUGGAUGUGUUGUGAACAAAAUGGCGGCCCCCUCGCGUUUUCUUGAAUGAUCGUAAUUUGUGCGUGAUGAUCUAACAGACAGCAUGUUGCGGCUUUUCAGGGUUGCAUCGGAAAGCCAUAUGUUCUGCCGACUUGCCGCCAAGAUGCCAAAGCUGAAUGCCAUGUCAAAGCCAGUUAUGAGUGCCACAGGGAAGUUCAUGCCACGACAUCUAUCCAUGAUGGCUCUUGAAAAUGAUCUCCCUAAACUGCCAGUCCCCGCCUUAGAUGACACAAUGGACAAGUAUUUAAAUGCCAUUCGUCCACUCAUAAAUGAUGAUGAUUUUGAAAACACCCAAGAGCUUGUGAAUGAGUUUAGAAAGAAAGAUGGCAUUGGAGAGAUUCUACAGGAAAAACUACUUGAAAAAGCUAAGAAGACUGAUAACUGGAUGGCUGAAUGGUGGGACAAUAUUGCAUACCUCGAUGUGAGGGUACCAGUUGUAAUAAACUAUAAUCCUUCAUGCACCUUCCCCAAGGAGAACUUCUCAGAUAGAUUUGAUUUCAUCCGUUACUCGACAAGACUUAUACGAACCGUCUUGAAAUUCAGGCAAAUGAUUGACAGUGAACAGUUGAGCAUUGACAAGAUGGGUAACAAACCCCUCAACAUGUACCAGUAUAAACUUUUCCUCUGUGGAUGCCGUGUCCCCCAACUCAACAGAGAAAAGUAUUAUGUGGCAGCAAAAGGACAAGCCAAGCAUAUUGUUGUUGCUCAUAGAAAUCAGUUCUACUCAGUUGAUGUGUACGACAGUAAAGGACAACCUCUUGGGGAGUCUGAGAUAGCAGCCCAGCUACUGAAGAUUGUACAGAACACAGAACCAGAGGAACCUCCCGUGGGGGUAUUCACCAGUGAGAAUAGAGAUGUGUGGGCCAAGGAAAGAUACGCAAUGGCUAAAGAUCGCAAUAACAGAGCCAACUUUGAGAUGAUUGAGAGCAGUAUAUGCAUUCUGUGUCUGGAUAAACCCUGUCCUCCAUCAACACAAGUCCCAAGUAUCACAGAGUGUCCAUCGGACUCCGUCACAGGAAGGCAGACGCUGCAUGGCGAUGGUAUCGAGUAUAACAGCCUUAACCGGUGGUUUGAUAAGCCUAACCAGUUCACAGUCAGUGAAGAUGGCCAUUGUGGAGUGUGUUAUGAACACACCUGUGCCGAGGCUCCAACAGUAGGGAGAAUGUGGGAAGAAAUCAUGAAAGAAAGAAAAGACUACAAAUCCAUUGAAGUAAAAGAUAGAUCUGAUCUCCCUGUGCCUAAAAAAAUGAAGUGGAACCUGAAACCCAGUAUUUUGCAAAACAUGGAGACCGCUAAGGAUCGUCUCGACAGUUUUGUGAAGGACACAGAUGUCCGGUUGUUUUCAUAUCAAGGCUAUGGUAAAAACUUUAUCAAGUCCCUCAAGCUAAGUCCAGACGCCUGGUUCCAGAUAUCACUUCAGCUGGCGUUCUACAGGCUUCAUGGACACGUCGCCCCAGCGUACGAGACUGGCUCUACUCGCCAAUUCAAGCUCGGCCGAACAGACACGAUCAGGAGCGCAUCUAUCGCCACGCACGAGUUUGUCAGGGCGAUGACAAGUAAACACGCCUCGAGAGCUGAGCGUUAUGAAUUGAUGAGAAAAGCGAUCAACUAUCACUCUACGUACACCAAAGAGACCCUUGACGGGAAGGCUGUGGAUCGACAUUUGCUGGGUCUCAAGCUGACCGCCGUCGAAUCAGGCAUCACGCUACCCGCCAUUUUCAUGGACCCAAGCUAUCAGUAUUUCUUCCACUUCAAGCUUUCUACUAGCCAGGUUCCACUAGAGCACGAAAGCUGGGUAGUGUUUGGACCCGCAGUGCCUGAUGGGUACGGGAUCUGCUACAAUCCACAGCCGAACAAAUUAAUGUACAGCGUCUCGACCUUCAACAGUAACCCAGCAACGAACCCAGGCCACUUCGCGGCCGCAAUGCAGCGAAGCCUCGAUGAGAUGCAGUUGCUAGGGACGAUAUCAAAAAUAUAAAAGAUGCGCGGGAAAUCUUAGCGCCACGCGCGCGCGCAUUUCUUUUUGCCCUGCUAAAAUAACAUAAAAAGCUCACACCAAAUGGUCGGUCCGAUUCUGUCAUUCCCCCAAAGGUGUUUAUUUUAUUUGUAAUUGAAACAGAAGCAUUGUACAUGCAUAUUACUUUAAAUGGCAACUCUAAAAAUAUGCACGUGCGUAGAAAUGAGCGCGACUCAGUCUGAAAGGAAGAGUGCGUUCGAAACUGUGUGCAUGUAAAAAUAUGUACGUCUACCGUUUAGACGAAAAUAAAAAGAUAAUGUUUGCCA